Messenger RNA from Lingula anatina, 1218 nucleotides. Its product is annotated as palmitoyltransferase ZDHHC1. Gene Ontology annotation, molecular function: protein-cysteine S-palmitoyltransferase activity. Gene Ontology annotation, biological process: peptidyl-L-cysteine S-palmitoylation; protein targeting to membrane. Gene Ontology annotation, cellular component: endoplasmic reticulum; Golgi apparatus. NCBI's taxonomy places the organism in Eukaryota, Metazoa, Brachiopoda, Lingulata, Lingulida, Lingulidae. The record is from RefSeq and is a predicted model, not a curated record.
CUGAAAUCGAUUGAAAAUGGCGGAUGGUGGAGAAGGCCGAUCAUAUUUACACGAACAUAACUGAUAUCUAUUGAAAACGAUGGGUGCUGACACCAAUGUAGAGGUCCAGCAGCCCAGUAGAGAGAACGGCUGGUCCUGCCCCCCACAUCCCUUACAGUUUGUUGCCUGGGGGUUUAUCAUAUUCUUUGGUGUGAUACAUUUUGUUAUUUUGGUGCCUGGUUUGCCAGUGGAAUGGCAAACUGCUGGUUAUGUGGUGCAAGGGAUCUUAUUUUUAGCACAUUUUAUAGUGCAUCUAAUGGCCUGCACAGUCAACCCAGCUGAUGUGAAUGUAAUCAAAAAAGCGGGGAAGACACCUGCUGCCAUAUUUGAUAGAACACUACAUGCCCAUGUUAUAGAAAAUGACCACUGUUAUAUCUGUGAAGUAGAAGUAGGACCAAAAUCUAAACAUUGUAGUGCCUGUAACAAGUGUGUCAGUGAUUUUGAUCACCACUGUAAGUGGCUCAAUAACUGCGUAGGAGGCAGAAACUACAAACUAUUUAUUUUAACCUUGGUGACAGCUCUUGUAGGAUGCCUGCUGAUCCUAACUCUGUGUAUUCUACAGUUUGUUGCCUACUACACAGAUAAAAGUGAUGGUCAUAUAUUGCAACAAUAUAGAGACUAUUUAUCAAGUACAACAACAUCAGUAUUAACAACUGGGUACAGUAACAGUACUACAGACACCACUGUCAGCACUGUCAGCACUGCAACUGUGCCUUAUGAGACACCAUUGUUGUUCCAUAUCUUCUAUGCCAGUGUGCCUGAUGAAGCCUGGCUCGCAGUAUUAGGAAUCACAGCAGUCCUUGCUCUUAUAACCAUUAUAUUAUUAGGACACCUGCUUGGAUUCCAUAUUUAUUUAAGAUGCAAUGGGUUGACUUUUUACGAACACAUUCAGAAGACACGGUCCAAGAAACAAGAGUCUUCCAAUGAUGAAAGUCAAGACGAAGUUAUAGAAUUAGGUCAUGUAGGCGUGGCAAGUCAGUCAAGUGUUGAGAAUGGCGAGAUUCCUAUUCCCUGUUCUUCUGAAGAAAAACCUUAUCAAUGUUGUGGCUCUGUCAAGUGUGCAAAGAUCUCAGUACCUACGAUUACAUUGUCAUGCAGCGUCAAGAGGCAGAACGUGAGGCAAGAGAACGAGAAAUAGGCAAAAUAAAAGAAGAAAAUUCAAAACGCUCAUCUUUGAAG